AUGUCUCGUUUUCCGUCCGACCAGUCACUUACGACAUGUCUCCAGCAACGACCCGCCAGUGCAUCGUCUAUCCGAGCUCGCGACGGGACGUUCACCCUCUUUUUGCGCGUGCAUUCUGCUCGAGGUCUGCCAGCUUUGUCGAAAAACUUUUAUUGCAAGUUGUAUUUAGGUGAUACACCGAUCACCGGUGGUUUUGGGCGAGAAACGACACUUAAGGGAGUCGACAAGGCACUAGGAGGCAGGCACCAAACCUUUCACACGAAAGUGCAGUCGAGUGCGAGUAGAGACUCUGUCGGAUGGAAUGAAAAGUUCCAGCUCAGUGUUGGUGAUCCGAGUACCGAGUACUUGACGAUUCGAGUGAAGAACCACAUUAUGUUCUAUAGUCCGGCUGUCGGGGCGUCGGUCGUUUGCUUGCGGCAAUUGUCCCUUGGGUCCACCGUGGACGAAUGGUUUCCAUUAAAGAAAAACACUAGAGCUUCUGGCCAGAUUCGACUGCAGCUCUGUCUGAUGGGAACAGCACGAGCGCCAGGACGUCGGUACUCCCAAGCGAAUGUCGAGACGAUUCAGAGGUCGAUGCUUCGAUAUCACGAUAUAGAAGAAGCUAAUCGGCAGGAAUCUGAUACGUAG
Messenger RNA from Peronospora matthiolae, 627 nucleotides. The record is from the annotation of a GenBank genome assembly. Lineage: Eukaryota; Oomycota; Peronosporomycetes; Peronosporales; Peronosporaceae.